AUGGGUGGGAUCCCACCAGUUUCUGCAAUCUACGAUCUAGUCUUUGAUCAUCGGAAAUCCAUAUCACGUCAGAUUCGUGAGGUGACUAUAGGCCGAUACGAUAUGUGCUGCAGUUUCGAAGACACUGGAAAACAUUCGACAUCGCAUUUGACAAAUCUCUCGACCGUUAGGAAUCAAGACUCUGCUCGUCAUAAAAGAAGGACAUUAGCAGCGAAAAAUGGUUUACCUGUGAACACUGCAAGCAAUCUGCUUUUGCGCGACAUCUCCGCUCCUGGGGGCGGUGUGGCGCAGUCGGUCCGUCCGCUACGUCAACAACAUUCACCAAGUUCAUUUCAGAUUUCACUUAGGUACCACUGCUGUUUCCCCGCACAACUUCGCCUCAAAUACACUGCCAAAUUCAAUAAAAUGUUUAAGAACGUUAGAUCAGAGGAUGGGCAUGUCGAAUUGGAUGAGAUCAAGGCGACCUGCGAACGACACGCAGAUCUUUGUCGACAAUACGCUAAGUGCAGCAUGGAUUUGCAGAUGAACGACGCGCAGCUGGAAAUCCUCUCCGAAACAGCCGAAAAUCUGCGACAACGUCACGCACAGAUCAGAAGGAACAUAGACGAGAAACCGCACUCUCCGAAAGAGCUCGAAGCACUGGAAGCGGAAGUUGCUAGCGUGAUCCGGCAAGUGGCUGUCUGGACAAUGGAGCUCGAGGAGGUGAAUGCGAGCCGACUGCAAAUCGAGAUUCGUUUCCUGCAGUUGGGGUCAGAGCUGAAGAAAAGCGUUACAUGCGUACAACUGGCAUCCAUCGACUUUGAGCUUAUCCAACUGAGACACAACGAGCGAUGGAGACGUUUUCUUGCUGACCAUGUUCCCUCGGAAAAACUGCUAACUCUCGCCAAGGUGCCAUCGUAG
Molecule: messenger RNA, 900 nt
Organism: Necator americanus (New World hookworm)
Lineage: Eukaryota; Metazoa; Nematoda; Chromadorea; Rhabditida; Ancylostomatidae
Exons: 7
Coding region: 1-900 (299 amino acids)
Source: RefSeq, a predicted model, not a curated record